CUUGUAACGAAGCGAGACUACGAGCUAAGAAAAAAAGUUAAAAUGUGACCUGAUAAUUUGCUGGCGUUAUUUAGUUGAGAAAUGGCGGACGUCCUUAAAAAUAGAGAUGAGGUUGGGCAUAUUUUAGUACAGGUGCAGGAUGAUUUGAGACAACUGAAAAAGAGUCUUGUUAGCAUGAGUGUGCAAGAUAAUGGGGGAAUUGUGGAUAUUCAAGCUCUGGAUGAAGCCAUCAGCAGGACAGAAAAUGGAAUAAGGAGGCAUGCAGAAGAGUAUCUGAAAACCAUUAAUAAUCAGGUUUUGACUCUACCCUGUAUCAACGAGCCUGAAAAGAAGACUGCCUCUGCCAAGCUUUUCAAAUGGCAGCCUCCAUAUGAGACAAUACCAAGUGCACAUCCUCAGAAAAGCCAGAUUUCUGGAGCAUCCCCGGGGGGAAAGCACAAGUCAGCAUUUACCAUGCGUUUGUUGAAUAACCCAUUUCACCCAAAGAACAAGGAGCUUGUGCACUACAAUUUUGGGAUUCAGCUACCUCACCUGCACAAGAGAACUGGGGUAGGGACUCAGAGAGUGGUCACAGGCCCCACGAUAGGGAGUUUAGCUGUAGUACAUGGGAGUCUGCCUAAAGACCUAUACCCCAAACCACCACCGACUGAAGAUGAUACAAAUGCAGGGCUGCUACCCUUUGCAGCUAACCUCUCCUUAGUGCAAACACCAGUACAGCCUAAAGCUGUCCACUCGCAGAAGAGAGAGGACAGUGGCCCAGCUAAGAUGGAUGUGUCAGAAAAGGCAUGUAAAUGGAAGAUGGAUGUGAGCAGAGAGGAUGGAAUGGCUUUAGGAUGGUCAACAACAGAGGAUCUACCAUCCAGGACCAUACGCACUCCCCUUCCCUCAGCUGCAUCCAUAAGCUCUGACAACAGAGUCCUGACUCACGGGUUAGCCCAAAUCACUUCACUUAACCUAGAGAAUGUUCCAGUUCCAACUGCUGUCAGCAAAUAUCCUUUUACCAUAGUUGAUGGUCAGAUUGAUCCAAGUGCUGCAGACUACUGUAGGUUUAAAAAGCAGUACUGUUUGUACUGGGGUGCAAUUUUGGAGGCUCUGGAGCAGCUGCAGCGGCUACUGUUGGACUUUGCGUUGCCACUAGCACGGGUGUGCGGGGAGCGGCUGGCAGCUUGGGUGCAGAGUGGCGAGCUUGAUUGGAGAGGCAGCAGGGGCCAGUGUGCUCAUGUGGAGAAGCUGCUCUCAGUGCUGGAGAACAGGGAUGAGGUAUGGGAGCUGAUAUGUCAGCCCGGCCAGCGCUACAAAGGCAGCGGGGGACAUCAGGCAGCGGCAGUGCGCAUCCAAACUUGCUGGAGGCGUUACUCUGCCCGUGCCGCCUACUUGCUCCUUCUCCUGCCCAAAUGGGCAGCACAAAGCAUUGCCAUGUGCCUGUUGAAGCAUGCCAAACUGAGCCAUUUGAGGAAGAGCCUGCAGGCCUCACGUCUCAGCCACCUGGAAAACUACCGCAUCAGGGCAGAGGGUCUGGCAGCCAACUGGAAACACAUCACCUCCACCAAAAGGACUAUCAUUCAUGUCCCAUCAUUGGGCUUUUCCCAGCACCAGCGUCUCAGUCUCAGAGGAUUCGAUAUACUCCAGAAUACCCAGAUGUGCCGACUAUGUGACAUCAGAGAUGAGAAUGUGGAGGUGAUCUACGUGUCUCCGGUGAGCCUGGGAGAAGAUUUGCUCCAGUACUACACUAACCUGAUGGGCCUGCAGGCAGCCGUUGAGCUGGGUGAUGCUUCUGGCCCUCAGACCCACUGUGCCAAACGCUUUACCAUCCUCAUGCCAGAAGCACUAGAGUAUUUUUCACACCGAAACAUGUGUCUAGCUUCGCUCCUGAAGUACAGCCCACGGACACUAAAGUGUAUCAAGAAUUUGAUACAGGGGAAGCAGGCCUACAUGAUCAGCCGUGCCACCCACAUUGAUGACCUGGCUGUGGCAGAUGAACUGGAAGUUCCUCUUUUAGGCACAGAGCCUGCGGUAGCUCAGCUAUAUGGCACUAAAUCUGGAGGAAGAAGAAUUUUUAGUGGGGCAGGAGUCAACAUGCCUCCAGGAAAGUCGGACAUAUACACACUGGUGCAGCUUCAUGAAGGUCUGGCCCAGUUGAUGACAGAACACAUGGAAGUGCAGCGAUGGCUCUUCAAGAUAGAUAGUGAAAUAGAUGGACGGGGAACUGCCUAUUGUGAUGUUUGCCACCUAAAAUGCCGACCCUGGGCACAGGAGGAGUUCAACCGCCACGGGCCCGAACAGUGGACAAUGUCAUCGGCUCAUGAGCCGGUUAUAAUAAAGUUCAUAGAGGAGGUUCCAAAUUUUCUGGCCUGCUACGCUCGACCGGUCAACACAUCCUUGUAUCCCACCUGGGCCAGCUUCCUGGAACACUUCUUCAGGGAAGGAGGAAUAAUCGAGGCCUAUCCUCCCUCAGACAGUGUGACAUGUCUGACAGUGGAUCUGUUGGUGGAGCCAGGAGGAGAUGUACGCAUGCUGUCCUGUGGAGAUCAGCUGCGUGGCUCCAGUGGCUUGGAAGUGCUGGGCUGCACAAUGCCCCAAACUUCCAUCUGUCCUGAUGUCCUCCACUCAAUCUGCAAUCGUGUGGGCCAGGUCUGCCAGCAGUGCUCCAUCAUGGGCCACCUCUCCCUGGAUCUAGUCACCUUUCUGGAACCCAGCAACUUAGAGAAGCAGGUAUGGGCUAUUGAUCUUGACCUGGGCUACAGUAACCAGCUGGCCAUGACCGAGCUGAUGCUCAUGAUGACAGGGGGAACACUGGACUGCCGCUCAAGUAAAUUGGAGGUUCCUCCUCCAGUCAAAGAGGUGAAGCCUUCUGUGCACCAGACGAGGGUAAAGAGCAAAGCUCAAACCUCAGAGACCAGUCGUUUUGCAGUGAUGGGCACCCGACUUACUCACACCAAUCUUUCUUUGGUAUAUUAUAGAACAUUUUUUCUGAUGUGCAAAGCACAGGGCAUUGGCUAUGAUGUCAAGGCAAGGGAAGGCACCAUGUUCGCCCUCCAUGACAGCAGAGACAGAAGAAGUCUUGGCAUGCUAACAAUCUCGGAGCAUCUCCAGGGAGCUCUGCUGACCUUUGCUCGCAACUUGUCAGUCAUUCAUCAGGAAAUAUCAGGCCCAAAUAUGCAAGGAACAAGCAAUUUUAAGGACCUGAUCAAGAACAUUGAGGAGGUCCUGGGCAUGACCACACAAAACCAAACCAAAUCUCAAGAAGAAGAAGAAGAAGAAGUAACAGAAGAACAGUCUCAUUCACCUCCAAAUCAACUCCAAAUAAAUGAAAAUACUUGUAGACUAUCACACAAUAGCACUUAAACAUUCAAUUAUAUUUGCUGUCCCCAAAUAUUUCUAUAGAAUUCAGCUGUAAUGUGCUUAACAUGACAUUAAAA
Xyrauchen texanus (razorback sucker) is the source of this 3419-nucleotide messenger RNA. Its product is annotated as IQ motif-containing protein H-like. Gene Ontology annotation, molecular function: protein binding. The record is from RefSeq and is a predicted model, not a curated record. The coding region runs from base 82 to 3345 and encodes 1087 amino acids. NCBI's taxonomy places the organism in Eukaryota, Metazoa, Chordata, Actinopteri, Cypriniformes, Catostomidae. The transcript has 21 exons.